AUGCAUAUUUUGCUUGUCUUCGAUAGUGUAAUUAGUAUGACCUCCACAAGACAUGAAGGCACAGGCAGUGCUAUCUGUCAUCCUCACCCUUGCACCACCUCUAAGUGGAUUUCACGAAGAUUAAGCCUUCCGGAUGAAGGAAUUUACAUAUGCUAUGUGGGAACAGCAUCUAGAAACAUCAUAAACAAAGCGGUACUAAAGGUGGGAGCUUUCAUCACACCUGUGAUAAAGUAUGAAAAGAGGAACAGAGAUAGCUUCUUAAUAUGCAGUGUGUGAAGUGUUUAUCUUCAUCCACUUAUCACAUGGAAAAUGGACAAUACACCCACCUCUGAAAGCAAUAUGGAAGAAACUGAGUCUUUGGGUUUUUAUAUAAAUAGUAUGAUAAAUAUUACAGGAUCAAAUUUAUCUUAUGAAUGUGCUACUGAAAACUCAUUGCCGAAACAAACAUGGACUGGAUUGACAAUGAAAGAUGACCUUCAUAAAAUGCAGGGUGAAAAUGUUGCACUCUCAUGUAAACUUGUGAACACCACCCAGGCGCCCCUGAACCAAGAUUUCAUAGUCACUUGGUCCAAAGUGGAAAAGGAGAUCUCCUCCAUCCUGGCUCACUUUCUGAGCUCCUCACAAGAUAACAACUAUCAUGAACCCUGACUUUCAUGGAACAAAGACCUAAAAAAACAAAGUGACUUCUCUUUGACUUUGAAGGAUCUUUGUCUUUCAGACAGUGAGGAAUACUUAGGCAAUAUUUCUUCAAGCAAAUAUAGCUUACUCACCAUCCAAAUGCUGCAUGUUGUAGGAGAUGCUGCAACAUUUGAAAAGGAAGCCCAGAUUUGGGGGCAGAGGGGUUAUGGAUAUACUCCAUAA
Molecule: messenger RNA, 861 nt
Organism: Lynx canadensis (Canada lynx)
Lineage: Eukaryota; Metazoa; Chordata; Mammalia; Carnivora; Felidae
Gene: HHLA2
Product: HERV-H LTR-associating 2
Source: RefSeq, a predicted model, not a curated record